Molecule: messenger RNA, 2531 nt
Organism: Urocitellus parryii (Arctic ground squirrel)
Lineage: Eukaryota; Metazoa; Chordata; Mammalia; Rodentia; Sciuridae
Gene: Slc11a2
Product: solute carrier family 11 member 2
Biological process (GO): iron ion transmembrane transport; manganese ion transport
Cellular component (GO): lysosomal membrane; plasma membrane; endosome membrane
Molecular function (GO): lead ion transmembrane transporter activity; cadmium ion transmembrane transporter activity; nickel cation transmembrane transporter activity
Source: RefSeq, a predicted model, not a curated record
CAAUCGCAGGAGGGCAGGGGGUUGGCCUUCUUGGCUGUGGCUCCCGGGAUAUGGAGCCGCCGGUGCUGGGGCGGCGUGUCAGGUGGUGGAAGAACGGAAUCCUAUUCUAAGAACACGGGUACUCAGGUAUCCACCAUGGUACUGGGUCCUGAACAGACGAUGCCAGAUGACAGUGCUUCUGGAGACCAUGGGGACUCUGCCAGUCUUGGUGCCAUCAAUGCUGCCUAUAGUAACUCCUCACUUCCACAGUCCACUGGGCAGUCGGAGGAGCCAUUCACCACCUACUUUGAUGAGAAGAUUGCCAUUCCUGAGGAGGAGUAUUCUUGUUUUAGCUUUCGUAAACUCUGGGCAUUCACGGGACCUGGCUUUCUUAUGAGCAUUGCCUAUCUGGAUCCAGGAAAUAUUGAAUCCGAUUUGCAGUCUGGAGCAGUGGCUGGAUUUAAGCUGCUCUGGGUCCUUCUGUUGGCCACCAUAGUGGGUCUGCUGCUUCAGCGCCUUGCAGCUAGACUGGGAGUGGUAACUGGGCUACAUCUUGCUGAAGUGUGUCACCGUCAGUAUCCCAAGGUCCCACGGAUCAUCCUGUGGCUGAUGGUGGAGUUGGCAAUCAUUGGCUCAGAUAUGCAAGAAGUCAUUGGCUCAGCCAUUGCCAUCAAUCUCCUGUCUGUGGGAAGGGUUCCCCUGUGGGGUGGAGUUCUCAUCACCAUYGCAGAUACUUUUGUUUUUCUCUUUUUGGACAAAUAUGGCUUGCGGAAGCUAGAAGCAUUUUUUGGCUUUCUCAUCACAGUUAUGGCCCUCACAUUUGGAUAUGAGUAUAUUACAGUGAAACCCAGUCAGAGCGAGGUUCUCAAGGGCAUGUUCGUGCCAUCUUGUUCUGGCUGUAAGACCCCGCAGAUUGAACAGGCUGUGGGCAUCGUGGGAGCUGUCAUUAUGCCACACAACAUGUACCUACAUUCUGCCUUAGUCAAGUCUAGACAGGUAAACCGGGCCAAUAAGCAGGAAGUCCGAGAAGCCAACAAGUACUUUUUCAUUGAAUCCUGCAUUGCCCUCUUUGUUUCCUUCAUCAUCAACGUCUUUGUCGUCUCAGUCUUUGCUGAAGCAUUUUUUGGGAAAACCAAUGAGCAGGUGGUUGAUGUGUGUAAAAAUAGCAGCAGUCCCUAUGCUGGCCUUUUCCCUGAAGAUAAUUCAACUCUGGCUGUGGAUAUCUACAAAGGGGGUGUUGUGCUGGGAUGUUACUUCGGGCCUGCUGCACUCUACAUCUGGGCAGUGGGGAUCUUGGCUGCUGGACAGAGCUCCACCAUGACAGGAACCUAUUCUGGUCAGUUUGUCAUGGAGGGAUUCCUAAACCUAAAAUGGUCACGUUUUGCUCGAGUGAUUCUGACACGCUCUAUUGCUAUCAUCCCCACUCUGCUUGUUGCUGUCUUCCAAGAUGUAGAGCAUCUAACAGGGAUGAAUGACUUCCUGAAUGUUCUGCAGAGCUUACAGCUUCCUUUUGCUCUCAUACCCAUUCUCACAUUCACAAGCUUGCGGCCAGUAAUGAAUGACUUUUCCAAUGGAAUAGGCUGGAGGAUUGCUGGUGGGAUCUUGGUCCUUAUUGUGUCUUCUAUCAACAUGUACUUUGUAGUGGUUUAUGUCCAGGAACUAGGGCACGUGGUGUUAUAUGUCGUGGCGGCUGUCAUCAGUGUGGCUUAUCUGGGGUUUGUGUUCUACUUGGGUUGGCAGUGUUUGAUUGCACUGGGCAUGUCCUUCCUGGACUGUGGUCACACGUACCACCUGGGAUUGACAGCUCAGCCUGAACUCUACCUUCUGAACACCGUGGAUGCUGACUCACUUAUGUCAAGAUGACUAACAGCCUGAGAGACUGUAUAAGAACCAUUUUCUCUAAGCCCUAUUGUGCCAGCUGUCUUAACAUACCUCUGUUAGUUUGGAGGUGAGUUUUGUUCAUUUGAACAAAGGCAAAGAUUUCCUCAUGGGAAUGGGAUUAAAAACUGACAACUAUAAAUUUAGGUCAUCGACCCACCCACCUCACAACAAACAAUAGCCAGAGUUAAAUGAUUACCUGUGCUGGCCACAUACCCCUAUGGGGUGUGUCUUGACUUCUGGGAUUUAAAAAAUAUAUAUCUAUAUAUAUUUAUGUAAACCUGAACAUCAGUUUGGGUAAGAUUUUAAUGUUAUAUAAAACUAAUGGAUAUUUUGUAUUUUUUUUUAAAAAAAAACAUUCUUCAAGUAAAUUACAUCUUUGGAUCACAAGUGAGAAGGGAAAGGAAAUGUUCUUUUUCUCACAAUGAACUGAUCCAAUUGACUGUCUUAUAAAGUGAUACUUUACUAUGCCAGUUACAUUUUACUUUGAUUGUAAUCAGCCACAUUACAUACUUGGUAUCUACUAAUAUUAACCAUCAUUUCUAAAGAAAUCAUUUCUUCUAUUUGGUGAUCUUAUUUAACACUGGUUACCUGCAUACUUUGUAAUUAGUAUUGUCUUUGUUAUCAUUUUUCUUGAAAUUUUUUAUAGUUAUUAAACCAGAGAUACAAUGUUA